Molecule: messenger RNA, 459 nt
Organism: Racocetra fulgida
Lineage: Eukaryota; Fungi; Glomeromycota; Glomeromycetes; Diversisporales; Gigasporaceae
Source: the annotation of a GenBank genome assembly
AUGGAUUCAGAAUCAGAAAAAAAACCGCUCUCUCCUGCAGCAGUAAAGAGAUUAACAGAAGUGGCUAAGUAUUUUUCUGAAUUAGCUUUCUUAAUUAGUUCCAUAGACUGUUUUUCGUUAUGUGAGCAUCAUUACAAUCAGAUUGUUGCUAAAAACUCUUUUAUUAAUCAAUUAAAAAAAGCAGGUGAACAAGAUUCUGUAAAUUCAGAUGAAUCUGUGAAAAAAAGAUUAAAGCUCUCCAAUGUUGAUGAAUUGCAACUUGAUUCAUCCAUGAAAACUUUUGCUGAUUUUGGUGUUCAAGUUAAUUUAUUAGAAAAAACGUUUGUCGAUUUUGGGUUACAGGUAUCUCUGCCGGAUCCAAAGUAUAAGAUGCUUUUAAAAAUAAUAGAGGAAUUAGAAAAUCUUAAUAGGCAAUUAUUAUCUGAAAACAAGACAUUGAGAAAAAGGUUAGAUGAAUAA